This is a messenger RNA of Pelmatolapia mariae (spotted tilapia), 1239 nucleotides long. It is a transcript of the gene gmnc, whose product is annotated as geminin coiled-coil domain containing. The record is from RefSeq and is a predicted model, not a curated record. The transcript has 4 exons. NCBI's taxonomy places the organism in Eukaryota, Metazoa, Chordata, Actinopteri, Cichliformes, Cichlidae. Gene Ontology annotation, biological process: negative regulation of cell cycle; negative regulation of DNA replication. Gene Ontology annotation, cellular component: nucleus. Bases 1 to 1239 code for a protein of 412 amino acids.
AUGGAAACCCUGGCCUCCGUUUGGGUCCAUGACCCCGUUGACCUCAGCGACCUCGGAGAGCAGCGUGACGAGUCAUCGCCCGAAUGGGAGUCUCAUUGUGUCUUUGACUCCACGCCUCCGGCUGCUCUGAUGUGGACGGAAGGUCUCUCUCCUCACCUCCAGAGAAACAAACAGCUCCAGGACACUCUGCUGCAGAGGGAGGAGGAGCUGGCCAGGCUGCAGGAGGAGAACAACAAGCUCAGAGCAUUCCUCAAUUCCUCCUUUGUGAGAAACCUGGAACAAAAGGCAAAGAAAUUAACUGCUGAUGGGAGGAGGAAGCUGAAGAGAAGCCUGGCUUGCUUUGACAGUUUCUGUGGUGAUCAGCGUGCGCCCCCCCAACAAAUCAGCAAAAGAGUCUGCAGGAACCUCACUGCCGAGUUCUGCUCUGAGUCUUUAGAGACAUCUGCUUGCUCAGAACCAAACCUGGACCUCUGGGUCCUUCGAACUCUGGGACUGAAGGAUCGGGACACCAUCGAUACAUCCGAGGAAUCCUCCUCUGAAUGCAGCCUCAGGAGUUUGGUUUAUGAUACUGCCGUCAAUCCAUCCUCAUUCCCAGAAUGCAAUCCCAACUCUUCUUUCGGCCCGCCGGUCAUCACAUCCACAGACGCUUCAGUCCACAGUUACUGUCAAAGAGCAACACAUGAAACCAGCUGUAGGUACAGUGCUGCUGAAUGCCAAGAAGCAAACUGUGAAAAUCCUCCUGAGUCAGCUUCAAACUGCCCAGACGACUUCACUGCCACUCGAGUGAGCACACAUUACGAGUUUCCUGAAGCCAUGACCAGGACCUAUAGCGCCCCGUCUGCUGAGACCUGUUCUCUCACUGCCUUCAGUCAAGUCCAGACUCUGGAGGGAAAUCCUGCUGACCAUCACUCUUACUGGUCUUCACUACAAGAAACCCAGACACCAUCACAAGACACGAUCCAGUUCAACCCACCAGCAGAAAGAGUCUUUCCCCCCCCUGUGUUGCCUUCAGGUGCAGACCAACCCAGGAAUUCUGCUAGUGGCUUCAUUCCAACGAGCCCAUGUCAUCCUCCGGCAGCACCACAUACGCCUCGCAACCGGACAGAUUUGGCAUUCAGCAUGUCCCUCAGUCCGUCCAGCAGCGUCAAGACCCACAGCUUCCCCCAGGGACAGGCCUUUGUCAGAAAGGACGUGGAGGGCCGGUGGAACUUUACCUGGGUUCCCAGACAAGAACCGUAG